Molecule: messenger RNA, 1477 nt
Organism: Wallemia mellicola CBS 633.66
Lineage: Eukaryota; Fungi; Basidiomycota; Wallemiomycetes; Wallemiales; Wallemiaceae
Exons: 6
Coding region: 437-1432 (331 amino acids)
Source: RefSeq, a predicted model, not a curated record
GCAAAUAAUCCUAUUCUAUUAGUGGAUUCCUUAUCGACAGCUUGUCUACUCACCUACGGAAACACUUAAUAAGAUGAUAAGACCAAUUAUAACGGCCAAAAGAAUUUUAUUUAACUUUGAGAUGCGCUUAGGAGGUGGCUGGUCUCCUAUUUCAUCUUCGUUUAGCAGUGGUUCAUGUUCAUCGUGAGAGUUCAUGGCUGUUCAGGUGAAACGAUGGUGACGUCUCAGAUAAGCUUCUACUGUGCAAAUAUUUUCAGAGAUGCUUAAAAUAUGUUAGUAGUAUUUGUCUACAGGGUUUUAUGUAUUCUUUACUUUUGUUCUAUCUCUUGUACUUCAGCCGUCGCUAUCAAAAUUUUCAUUGCGUACAUGACCAACUUCUAGGCUUGGGAGAUCUUGCACAUUCGCAAUAGUCUCGCAAUUUCUCUCUGGAAGAGAUAUGCAAUUCAAACUAAUUGUCACAGUCGCUAGCAUCACAGCGUUGGCAUCUGCCUCGUUUGUACCAUUGAAUGUCGCUAGGUCUCCUCAGUACGACUACAAUGCGGCACCGGCGCCUGCGAGCGUACGAGCUGGUUCUGGAUAUGACCAAUGUGUGCAGCAAUGUAACACAAAUUGGGACAAAGGCUCUGUUGAGAAUACCGACGGCUAUGGCAACGACAAUGGUAAGAAUAGCACCGCACCGAGUCAAACUACAAAGCACAUCAUCGUCGCACCUUCUCAGGGUGUUCUACGUUUCGUACCAUUUGCUAUGCAAGCUAACGUUGGCGAUAAAAUCCAGUUUACUUGGAUGGCUAACAACCACGGCGUCACCAAGUCAUCAAUGACGGGCAUAUGUAAUGCUACAAUGGACAAGCCUUUCAAAUCACCUGUACAGAAUUCGUCUGCUACAUUUGAAACGACGGUAGAUACGACAGAUCCCAUGUUUUACUAUUGUCCAGUUGGUAAUCAUUGUACAUCUGGUAUGUACGGUAUUAUCAAUCCACCAAUGGCUCCAACCAAUUUGUCAAACGUUGGCGAUGCUAUGGGUAAAUGGGAGAAGGAUUCCAAGAAUACCAUUAUCAUGAAGAAUGCUGAUGAUAUCAUGAAGAACGCCAACAUGACAUCUGAGCAACUCAACUGGGGUAACGGCUGGAUGGAUAUGUCAAAGAAUGAAGACGAUUUGACUGCUAUGAUAGAGAAUAUCAUCAUCACCCGUCUCACUAUCGCUCUGAACCCGGGAUGGACGCCAGGCGCACCAGUUGAUAUGAAGACAUUCAAAGCACCUCCUACUAUUAAUAACCUUGCAGCAACAAGCUAUGGUGAUUCGCCCACUACGUCAAACGCAGCCCCUGAAGCUACGGACGAAGCAGGCUCCAACAGCUCUGGCUGCAAUAAAUUCGGUAUUCAAAUAUUUACCUUCCUUUUUAGUUUAAUCGCGGCUAGCGCAGUGUAUUAAAUUGUUUUAAUAAAUAUCUUUACCGAAUCGAGAACGUCCGUCGUA